UGCUGUUGUCUCCAGUGUCCUAGCAGGCCGUGGGCAGACAGGCAGUGGGGUCUGUGCAUCUUUGACGACGUGGUCGAGCACUGCAGCCCCUCUUCCUUUAAAUAUGCUGAACUCUUCCUGCGGGCCAUGGCCCUGUCGCUGUGUGACACCAGCCCRGAAGUGAGACAAGCUGCAGCCUACGGCGUGGGAGUCAUGGCUCAGUACGGAGGAGAGAACUACCGACCCUUCUGCACCGAGGCUUUGCCCACGCUGUUGGGCGUGAUCCAGUCUCCAGACUCCAAGGUCAAGGAGAACGUCAACGCCACAGAGAACUGCAUCUCAGCCGUGGGCAAGGUCAUGAGAUUCAGGCCUGAGUGUGCCAAUGUCAACGAGAUCCUUCCCCAUUGGCUCUCCUGGCUGCCACUCAACGAAGACAAGGAGGAAGCUGUGCACACCUUUGACUUCCUUUGUGACCUUAUCGAAAGCAACAAUCCUAUUGUCCUCGGACCAGACAAAUGGCAAAUCCUCCCAAGAUAUUUCCAGAUCCAUCGCUUUGAAAGGGCGUCGGCCAACGAGUCGUUCAAGAGUGAUGGACGCAUGCAGCAAGAGAUUGGCAAAUGUCAGAUCCGGCCCAAGUACAGGGAUCUGGCAUGA
Salvelinus sp. IW2-2015 is the source of this 633-nucleotide messenger RNA. Its product is annotated as importin-5-like. The record is from RefSeq and is a predicted model, not a curated record. Gene Ontology annotation, biological process: protein import into nucleus. NCBI's taxonomy places the organism in Eukaryota, Metazoa, Chordata, Actinopteri, Salmoniformes, Salmonidae. Gene Ontology annotation, molecular function: nuclear import signal receptor activity. Gene Ontology annotation, cellular component: nucleus; cytoplasm.